Molecule: messenger RNA, 873 nt
Organism: Ilex paraguariensis (yerba mate)
Lineage: Eukaryota; Viridiplantae; Streptophyta; Magnoliopsida; Aquifoliales; Aquifoliaceae
Source: the annotation of a GenBank genome assembly
AUGGACCAAAGUGGAGGCAGUUGGUUUUCAGAAAAGGCCAGUAAUCAGAUGCUUAGUCCAAAUUGGCUGAGUCACCAUGCACUCCUUGAGCUUUGUUGUUGGAUACUUGGUGGUACUACCCUCCAUGUUGCUGCUAGAACUACCAUGAAAAGCCAAGCCCAUAGAUAUAUCAGAACAAACUCGGUGGGAGGUUUGAUACGUAUCAAAGGCAAUGUAGCAAAGAGGACAGAAAGUGGAGGGUGCUAUAGUCACAAGCAGUUUACAAAUGGUGGCCGAACCAGAAACUUCAAAGUGGAGCAACCAAACAGAAAAAUAUUACUGGAUUUGAACAACGUUUGUGAUACUUGCUGGAAGUCUGAGACUUCUACAGGUUCUGAGCUUACUUCUUCAUCUUCCUUGUUUUAUUAUCGGGCGCCCACUUACAGUGAUAUCGCCACUUUGGGAGCACUUUUACCCCGCAAGGACAAAACCCUAUUCCCCUCAUUUAGGGCUAGUGUUAGAGGCUUAGCCGACGCUAAGAGGUUGAGCAAAACUGGUCUCACGAAGGGCGGAGCUUCGGGGAAGGACGACGACGUCUUGGGCAGCAUUAUAGGGAUCGGUGUUCAUGGGCGUAAGCUGAAUGACAACGCUAUUGGGUUGGAGCAAAAUGGAGGCGCCCAAGGGUUGGAGGAAUGUGGCAAUGCCAUGGGGUUUAGGGCCCUUCACGUUGGUUCAAGCGAAGACAAAAUGUCAGCAGGAGGCUCCAGACUAGCUACCUCGAUCUUGGGUAAUGCUUUGCGUACGGACGCUGAAGCGGAGAGGGAUGGAGGCAAUGCCAGCAAUGUGCAAUGUGCUGGCAGCGCCAGCGACAUGCUUGACGAUGUCAUUCCAUAG